This is a messenger RNA of Triticum turgidum subsp. durum (durum wheat), 444 nucleotides long. The record is from the annotation of a GenBank genome assembly. Lineage: Eukaryota; Viridiplantae; Streptophyta; Magnoliopsida; Poales; Poaceae.
AUGUGCUUGGAGUUCGCCUCGUGUUUCGGUGGCAGGACGGACGACUAUGGCGGCGAGCGGCCCAACCGCAAGGAGGAGCACGGCGGCGUCCGUCGUGGCCGCGACCGCAGAGGGAACCACGGGAGCACCUACAACGGCCACGCCGCUGACCACAAACUGGCGCCGCAGGCGGCCUACCACCACCAGCCGCCCGCCGCAGUCGACGAGGCCGGGCACAAGGCCUACCACGAUGGCCGCGGCGGCUACGCCGCCUACGGGCAACACAAGACCAACAUCGAUGCGCUAAAGCUUCCAGCGUGGCAAAAUAAGGUCGGCGACGGUGCCUACACGGGGCGCCUCCAAGAAGAUUCUGCCGCUGCUGAUCAUAUGAACAACGCCGCCAGGGAUUACCACCACUACCCAACGAGCACCACUACCACUACUACUGCUCUCGGCAGGUACUAG